Perkinsus marinus ATCC 50983 is the source of this 1357-nucleotide messenger RNA. RefSeq lists its product as hypothetical. The coding region runs from base 76 to 1326 and encodes 416 amino acids. Lineage: Eukaryota; Perkinsozoa; Perkinsida; Perkinsidae. The transcript has 2 exons. The record is from RefSeq and is a predicted model, not a curated record.
UCCUCCGGCUCGUCUAGUGAGUCGCAGCUUCUGUUGUCGAGCUUUAUAGACUCCUACCUCCCCCAGCUCAAACUCAUGUUCUCGACGCUAUCAGAGGCAGCGAUCCAAGAGGAAGCGGCUGUGGCCCAGGAGGAGAGCACCACGGCAGAAGUCGACAUUGAGAGAGUCCUACAGAGGCUCAUUAAGAGGGCCAGUGCUGCCCAAAGCGAGGCUCCUAUGGACUUGACCCUCUCCGAAGACCCUCCAGUUGAGGCAGAGUCGUGGCAGACGGACGUGGAGAUUUUGGACGCAUUGAUGAGAAUUGAAGAUCCUUUACAGAGAAGUUUUGCCAGUAAAACGCUGGCUACUGUCGUGAGGAACAUCGUGCUUCACGCGCCACAAAAUUCGAAGUACUACACUCUGAAGCUGAGUAAUGCCAAAGUCAACCGCCUCUACGACCUAGUCGGACCCCUCCUACUGCGGCUUGGCUUCGAAGAGGUCGAAGAUGCAAACGGCAGUACUCUCCAUUGGAACCACCAAGCCUCAGACCAGCAUCUCAUCGAGGCACACACUCUGCUGGAAAACGUCGUAUCUUCGCCUCAAGAGUGGAUCGGUGUGGCUCCUGAUGUCUUCUCUGACGGGAUGAAGUCGCUGCCAUUAUUACCAUCAGUGGGGAAUACGUCCGUUCCUUCGGGCUCGCGGUUUACCCCUGGUGGAAAACUCACUCGAGAAGCCAUUGCGAAGCUCACAGAGGAGCGGUUGAAAAAGCAGGGUCGAGGAGGCGGCUGGGGCUCUGGGGUCCUGUACUCCAACAAAAACUGCAAACGUAUGGUGCACGGCAUCGGGGACCUAGAGGUGGACUCUGGCGCCACGCACUUUGCGGACGACUACCUUCGAAUGAUUCAUGGUCCGACUCCAGCCGGUUCUAUGGCGGAAUUGACUCAGAGGUACUCAGCCGUUGAGUACCUGGGGAGGAAGAUUGUGGACCUUUGCAACUCCGCGAGGUAUGAGAACGGCAAGCUCCUUCGUCUACAGUGGCACGAUGGGAUUGCUGCCGUGGCUCGGACUCAUGCGGAAAAGAUGGCCUCAGGGGAGGCGCCUUUCUCCCAUGAUGGUUUCGAUGCUCGGUGUCGUCAGCUACCUAUUGCUUAUCAAAGUGCUGGUGAGAACCUGGCGUACAGCAAGGGGGUCGCUGAUGGUGCCGCCACUACUGUCAAAGGCUGGAUGAACAGUCCAGGGCACCGGAAGAAUCUUCUCACACCAGGGUUCACCCAUUGCGGGGUAGGGUGUGCGUAUGCUCGAGAUGGCUCGCUGUGGGUGACGCAGCUUCUAGUGAGUGCACGAUGACUUCAAUGUUUUUUUAUCAGAAACUACGCCA